This is a messenger RNA of Lycium barbarum (goji berry), 1889 nucleotides long. RefSeq names its product U4/U6 small nuclear ribonucleoprotein Prp31 homolog. The record is from RefSeq and is a predicted model, not a curated record. Lineage: Eukaryota; Viridiplantae; Streptophyta; Magnoliopsida; Solanales; Solanaceae. The coding region runs from base 363 to 1718 and encodes 451 amino acids. The transcript is spliced from 10 exons. Gene Ontology annotation, cellular component: U4/U6 x U5 tri-snRNP complex; U4 snRNP; precatalytic spliceosome. Gene Ontology annotation, biological process: mRNA splicing, via spliceosome; spliceosomal tri-snRNP complex assembly.
UUCAGUAUCCUAAUUCCCUAGUUCUCUCCUGUCAAUAGAGGGUAAUUUUUUCUUCAGAGUUCAGCCCAAUAGUUACUAAAGCAGCAGAUUAUCAUUACACAAUUUUAUUGUUUGCAGCAAAAUCAUCAAGUGUACUAUCAGAGUUUUCGCACGAAAGGACAAUGGUUUACCAAUCUGGGAUUUUGCAGCAUGCUAGAACUUGUUUUAGGAUUGGUUUGAGAAGAUGUCUUCUUCCUUGCAACUCUUGCUGAUUCUUUCCUGGCAGAUCUGGAUGAAUUGUCCGAUAAUGAAGCUGAUGUUGUUGGUUGGGAAUCUUGGAGGAGCAGAAGAAAAUUGAUGAGGAGAAUCUUGAUGCUGAUCAGAUGGAGGAAGAUGGAGACUUGGCAGACAUAGAAGCACUUAAUUAUGAUGAUCUAGAUAGUGUUUCCAAGCUGCAAAAAUCACAUCGCUACAUUGACAUAAUGCAGAAAGUUGAAGAUGCUCUUGAGAAGGAGUCUGAUAUCACGAAUAAAGGUGUUGUUCUCGAAGAUGAUCCGGAGUAUCAGUUGAUAGUAGACUGCAAUGCCUUAUCAGUUGACAUUGAGAAUGAAAUCGUUAUAAUCCACAAUUUCAUACGCGACAAGUAUCGACUGAAAUUUCCUGAGUUAGAGUCACUUGUUCAUCACCCAAUUGAUUAUGCUCGGGUUGUUAAAAAGAUUGGAAACGAAAUGGAUCUGACUCUUGUUGACUUGGAAGGUCUGCUACCCUCAGCUAUCAUCAUGGUUGUGUCAGUUACGGCAUCAACUACUAGUGGCAAGCCAUUGCCAGAAGAUGUUUUACAGAAGACAGUGGAAGCAUGUGAUAGAGCCCUUGACCUUGAUUCAGCAAAGAAAAAGGUUCUUGAUUUUGUUGAGAGUCGAAUGGGAUAUAUUGCUCCCAAUCUUUCUGCUGUAGUUGGGAGUGCAGUUGCUGCAAAACUUAUGGGUACUGCUGGUGGUCUCUCAUCGUUGGCAAAAAUGCCUGCUUGUAAUGUCCAGCUUCUUGGUGCCAAAAAGAAGAAUCUAGCAGGUUUCUCCACAGCAACCUCCCAAUUUCAUGUGGGUUAUAUUGAGCAAACAGAAUUAUUUCAGAGUACACCUCCUUCCUUAAGGAUGCGAGCCUGUAGACUGCUGGCAGCGAAAUCUACAUUAGCAGCACGUGUGGACUCGAUCAAUGGAGACCCGAUUGGAAAAACUGGAAGAUCUCUUAGGGAAGAGAUCCGUAAAAAGAUAGAUAAGUGGCAAGAGCCACCUCCUGCUAAGCAGCCAAAGCCUCUUCCAGUACCUGAUUCUGAGCCCAAGAAAAAGAGAGGUGGCCGUCGGCUGAGAAAGAUGAAAGAAAGAUAUGCUAUCACGGAUAUGCGGAAGCUAGCAAACAGGAUGCAGUUUGGAAUACCUGAAGAAAGCUCCUUAGGGGAUGGACUAGGGGAGGGCUAUGGCAUGCUUGGUCAAGCUGGAAGUGGCAAGUUGCGUGUAUCAGUCGGUCAGAGCAAGCUUGCUGCCAAAGUAGCGAAGAAAUUCAAGGAGAAGAAUUAUGGAAGCAGUGGUGCUACAUCAGGCUUGACUUCAAGUUUGGCCUUCACUCCUGUGCAAGGGAUCGAGCUGUCAAAUCCUCAGGCGCUUGCAAAUCAACUUGGCAGUGGAACUCAGAGCACCUAUUUCUCGGACACUGGAACGUUUUCUAAGAUUAAGAGAACAUGAAGUAAAUCUAGCGCUGCCAAUGUCCAGUUUUCUUUCCCGUUCAGUACAGUAAGGCUUUGUACCGAAAAUGCAACCUUUUGUUUUUCUUCAUUGUGUUUUUGAUCGAAGAAACACUAUGUAAACUGUUUGAUACAUCAGAUGUAGAAUAUAUGUACAUCAGAAUUAACUAGA